AUGAAUAAACAUAAGAAUAGUGUGAUUAAUAAAAAUUUGUUGAAAAAUAAAAGCUAUGUCAGGAAAAAAAAGAAAUAUUUUACUGAUCAAAAAUUUCUCAGAAAAUUUAAAAAGAGCAGACAACCCAAUGAAGAUACUGUAAAAGUUGAAAAAAUAGACCCCAUUAAAAAUUUUUUUUUCACACCUAAUCAUAUUACACAAGAAGAAGGGAAAGAUAAAAAUGAGGAAAAGAUAAUUAAUUCAUAUGAAAAAAAAAAGAAAAAAAAUUAUAAGGAUUACAAAAAAGUGGGACAUGAUCAAUUGAAUGGUGGUAAUAUAAGUGGUGAUAAUAUAAGGGGUGACAAUAUAAAUGAUGAUAAUAUAAAUGAUGAUAAUAUAAGUGGUGAUAAUAUAAAUGAUGAUAAUAUAAGUGGUGAUAAUAUAAAUGAUGAUAAUAUAAAUGAUGAUAAUAUAAAUGAUGAUAAUAUAAACGAUAAUAACAUUUAUAAUGAAAAAAGAGAAAACAAAAAACAAAUGAUAGGUUUUAAUAAUACCGAAAAGAAAAAAAAAAAAUCAGUGUAUUCUAAAGAAAUAAAAUAUUCCAAACUUAAGGAAAGCGAAAAAGAAUCUUAUAUGAAACAAAAACAAAUUAUGAUUGAAGAAAAUGAAAAAGAAAGACAGAAAAAAAAAUUGUUACGUCUUGAAAAGUUUAAAAAAUUAACUAAAAAGACGAAAAAAGGACAACCAGUUAUGAAGAAUAUCAUAAAUCAUUUGAUGAAAAAAAUCUAG
This is a messenger RNA of Plasmodium reichenowi, 768 nucleotides long. RefSeq lists its product as hypothetical. Bases 1 to 768 code for a protein of 255 amino acids. The transcript has a single exon. The record is from RefSeq and is a predicted model, not a curated record. Gene Ontology annotation, cellular component: nucleus. Lineage: Eukaryota; Apicomplexa; Aconoidasida; Haemosporida; Plasmodiidae.